Molecule: messenger RNA, 1353 nt
Organism: Periophthalmus magnuspinnatus
Lineage: Eukaryota; Metazoa; Chordata; Actinopteri; Gobiiformes; Gobiidae
Product: keratin, type II cytoskeletal 8-like
Exons: 9
Coding region: 91-1044 (317 amino acids)
Source: RefSeq, a predicted model, not a curated record
UCCAAACCAGGAGACUUCAGCAGCCAGUCCUACGCUCCAGGGGGCAAGAGGACCCCCAGCACCGCGGGGAAGGCCAGGGACAAGGACGACAUGGUGGGGCUCAACGACAAGUUUGUGCAACUCAUAGACAAGGUGAAACACUUGGAGAAUGAGAACAAAAAGCUUGACACGAAGCUGAAGAUCUUAAAGGAGCAAGAGGACUACACGGCCAAAGUGGACGAGGUGGUGAAGCAGAUGAAGGAGGAGCUGGAGGAGCAGGUCGUGAACCUGCUCCGAGACCAGAAAAAACUCCAGGACGAACUGGAACAGAAGAACCGAGAGCUGGAGGACACCAAGAACAAGUACCAUGAUGAAAUUCAGAAGAAAAAUGACCUUGAGAAUGAAUUUAUUAUUGCCAAAAAGGAAGUAGAUGAUGGUCACUUAAAGGCAGUAGAUUUAGCUCUGGAUCUGGAGGAUCAGAUGGGUAAUCUGGAUUUCCUCAGAGUUGGAUUUGAUGAGGAAAUCAAAGAGCUGCAGUCCAUGAUCCAGAAUGAAACUCUGAUAAUUCGAGAUAACAACAAUCGCUCACUGGACAUGGACGAAAUCAUAGAAAACGCAAAGAGACAGUAUGCGGAGAUGGCCGUCCGCACGAGGGAUCAGGCUGACCUGUGGAACCAGAAAAAGAUUGAUGAACUGGUCUACACUGCCGGGAAACGAGAGACAGAAGUGCGUGAGUUGAGGAGGGACAUCUCCGACAUGCAGCGCCUGGUGGAGAGGCUCAAAGGAGAACUGGAAACACUCAUACGGAGGGAAGAAUCUAUAAAGAGGGAGAUAGAAACGGUGACAGUGGAAGGAACUGAGGGAUUAGAGCUUGCCCUGAAAGAUAAGGCCCAGUUGGAAGAAGCGCUGAGGAAAGCCAAACGGGAUUUAGCCAGACUUCUGCGAGAACACCAGGAUCUUAUGAAUCUGAAGCUGGCUUUGGACAUCGAGAUCGCCACCUACCGCAAACUGCUGGAAGGAGAAGAGAAGAGGAUGAAUGAAUUUAUGCGCAAUGGAGAUUUCUAAAAACAACUUACUUACACGCAGACGUUCACCCACCAGUGAAGCCACAGCCACCAGAGAAGGAACCUUUGCAACCUUUGUCCGAAGAUACAACCCCCAGCCCCCAAACUACUAUUAUCCCAACAAAACAAAAUAAGAAACGAGUGCUGAUCCGAGUGGAUGUGGAAAACGGGAAAGUUGUCUCCCAAAGUUCCUCUUACGAAGAUGAAGCCUGAGCCACGUUACAUCAAAAUAUCCACAUAUGUGAAGUCAAAAUUUCAGUGUAUUUCAGUGUUUUUAAAUGAAUAAUAUCUGCGAAUUCACAUUUUAAUC